Molecule: messenger RNA, 1349 nt
Organism: Columba livia (rock pigeon)
Lineage: Eukaryota; Metazoa; Chordata; Aves; Columbiformes; Columbidae
Product: maestro heat-like repeat-containing protein family member 6
Exons: 8
Coding region: 465-1349 (294 amino acids)
Cellular component (GO): cytoplasm
Source: RefSeq, a predicted model, not a curated record
UGAGGCUGCCCCAGCAUCACAGCGUGAGGAGGUGCAGGAGCACCAGCUGCUGCAGGCAGGUCAGUGGCCGGGCUGGGCCGCAGGGCGAGUGGCUGCAGCCGGCUGGGACCAUCCCCGUGGGCAUCCCCAAGGAAAGAGGGGACGAGGGGACAGGGCUGUUCCCCACGCUGGGCUCUGGCCAUGCUCCAUCCACGGGCACUCCCAGCCCCAUCCUGCGGCCAGGGAGACGGGGGUCAGUGUCCCCACCAGCCCCUGUCACGGGGCUCGGCUGUGUUCUCCAGCCUCUCCCGCAGCCCCUCAGCUCUGCCCACGCUUGGUCUUUGCCAGAUCCCAGCUGGGAGCUGCCAGAAGAGGAGCAGAAGCAGGAAGACACCCAUGUCCUGCACAACCCCAGAGCAAAGCUGUUUUGGGAAACUGUCCACCCCAAAGACUGUGAAGGCUCCACUGUCGAGCUCGCUGAGGCCAUGACAGAAGGACAAUCCUACGACGCGGAGGCUGGUGCUGCUCUGCUGGAUAUGCUUGUGGAAAGCGAGGUCUCCACUUUGAAGCAGGUGCCCAGGAUUGUGCGGUGCAUCCACCAGUGGUUCAUGACCAACACGGACGAGUCAGUUGAGCACAGCCUGGACAACACCCUUGUGGAGCUCACCGACGCGCACCCCCAUGAUGUGGUGGUGGCCCUGCUGCGCUGUGCCCCAUCGUGCGACCGAGCCGCUGCAGCCAUGUGGAGGAUGAUGGUCACCACCAGCAUGACCACAAAGAAGGUGUUCCGGGAGCUGCUCUGCGUGCUGGAGGACUGGCCGCUGCACAGCACGUCCACCUGUGACGGGGACCAACAGGACGUCCUUGCCCUGGCUGCAACCAGGGCUCUGUGGGAGAUACUUCAAAUGCCCAGGUUCCCAAGAGGGCUGAAGGUGUAUUUCCCUCGCCUCCUCCUGGCUCUGCUCUUCCAAGUUGUGUACAGCACAGAGCAGAUGCCAGACGAGGUGGAUACUUUCUGGAGGGAAUGCCAGGAGGAAGGCGGCCUUCCCACCAGCCCCAGCAGGUUUAUAGUGCUGACUGUGAAAGCACUGCUCUGCCGUCUGGGCUACAGGCUUGUAGCCUUUGAAGUGGAACGUAAGCGUGGCUGGGACACGCUCCUCCACGCUGAGACCCACCACUGCGCAAUGGGGCUGCUGGCCAGAGAGAUCCGUGUUGUCUCAAGACACCUCAAUGCCUCUGUGGCGUCCUACCUGGUCGAGCUGCUCAGCAGGAAUGAGCCCCGCUGUGAGCUCCCUGCCAUGGCGUUCCUUGUGGAGCUCUCGCUCUUGCGUCCGCGGCUCCUCGUAGGACGAGCAAUCAGAGGCUGCUGA